Messenger RNA from Anas platyrhynchos (mallard), 1138 nucleotides. Its product is annotated as olfactory receptor 14C36-like. Gene Ontology annotation, molecular function: olfactory receptor activity; G protein-coupled receptor activity. Gene Ontology annotation, biological process: G protein-coupled receptor signaling pathway. Lineage: Eukaryota; Metazoa; Chordata; Aves; Anseriformes; Anatidae. Gene Ontology annotation, cellular component: membrane. The record is from RefSeq and is a predicted model, not a curated record.
CAAAGACGUCUGUCCAAAACUGUCACUGCAUUUUCCUUCUUCAACAGGUCCCCAUUCCCAGGGGAAUCAAAUGUCCAACAGUAGCUCCAUCACCGAGUUCCUCCUGGCAUUCACAGACACACGGGAGCUGCAGCUCCUGCACUUCGUGCUCUUCCUGGGCAUCUACCUGGCUGCCCUCCUGGGCAACGGCCUCGUCCUUACAGCCAUAGCCUGCAACCAACGCCUCCACACUCCCAUGUACUUCUUCCUCCUCAACUUUGCUCUCCUCGACCUGGGCUGCAUCUCCACCACUGUCCCCAAAGCCAUGGCCAAUUCCCUCUGGGACACCAGGGCCAUCUCCUAUGCAGGAUGUGCUGCACAGGUCUUCCUGUUUGUCUUCUUGUUUUCAGCAGAAUAUUCUCUUCUUACUGUCAUGGCCUAUGACCGCUAUGUUGCCAUCUGCAAGCCCCUGCACUACGGGAGCCUCCUGGGCAGCAGAGCUUGUGCCCAGAUGGCAGCAGCUGCCUGGGGCAGUGGGAUUCUCAAUGCUCUGCUGCAAACUGGUAACACAUUUUCCCUGCCCCUCUGCCAAGGCAAUGCCGUGGACCAGUUCUUCUGUGAAAUUCCCCAGAUCCUCAAGCUCUCCUGCUCACACUCCUACCUCAGGGAAGCUGGGCUUGUCAUGGUUAGUGCAUGCUUUGCUUCUGGAUGUUUUGUGUUCAUUGUGCUCUCCUAUGUACAGAUCAUCAGGGCCGUGCUGAGGAUGCCCUCUGAGCAGGGACAGCACAAAGCCUUUUCCACAUGCCUUCCUCACCUGGCCGUGGUCUGCCUGUUUGUCAGCACUGGAGCUUUUUCUUACCUGAAGCCCCCCUCCAUCUCCUUCCCAUCCCUGGACCUGGUGGUGGCUGUUCUGUACUCGGUGGUACCUCCAGUGCUGAACCCCCUCAUCUACAGCUUGAGGAACGAGGAGCUCUUGAAUUCUGUGAAGAAAGCUCUUAAAACAGUUCUACAUGACAUCCUGAUCUCCAAGUCGGAGAGGUAUGGAUUUGAUGGCUGGACCAUUCAGUGGAUAAGGUGUUGGCUUGAAGGUCGCACCGGCAGACUAUUGAUCAAUGGCUCUACGUCCAAGUGGAGGCUGGUGAUGAGUGUUAUCCCUUAG